Messenger RNA from Penicillium nucicola, 1017 nucleotides. Its product is annotated as GNAT family N-acetyltransferase. Gene Ontology annotation, biological process: mitotic sister chromatid cohesion. The transcript has a single exon. Gene Ontology annotation, molecular function: acyltransferase activity, transferring groups other than amino-acyl groups. Bases 1 to 1017 code for a protein of 338 amino acids. The record is from RefSeq and is a predicted model, not a curated record. NCBI's taxonomy places the organism in Eukaryota, Fungi, Ascomycota, Eurotiomycetes, Eurotiales, Aspergillaceae. Gene Ontology annotation, cellular component: NatA complex.
AUGGCAUAUCAACUGUACCAGAGAAAGCAGAGGACUUCCUCGUCUUCUGCUCCUUCAACACCUUUGCUAGCUCUCCGUCAACCCACAAAUCCCCCAAUCCGCCCUCCUCCCGUUCACCCGCCUCAAUCUGCUGUCGCAAAUGCGUCUGGACCUAAGCGAUCCAAGGAGGAGACAUUUGACCCAUACCCUCUUGAUAUAGAUGGAAAGGCGACUCCACAUUCACAUAUCACGGUUGAAAAAGUCAACACGGCGCAUAUCCCUUCGUUGGCGCGCAUCACAGGCUUGCUCCUGCCAAUCCGCUACCCAAACUCGUUCUACACGGCUACCAUAACUGAUCCGGUGAUCGCUUCUCUGUCGCGGGUUGCUAUCUACCAUGAUCACCCUGUUGCAGAAGUCCCAGGAGUUGGUGCUGCUGGAACAGACAAAGUGAUCGGUGGCAUUCGGUGCCGACUGGAAAGAGUCCACCAGCUGGAGAACUCAGCUCAGGAUCCAGAAAUACAGGGACAUGGAGACACCAACCUCUAUAUUCAGACUUUACAUUUGCUUUCACCAUAUCGAGGCCAUGGUGUGGCAGCGUCACUCUUGAACACGAUUCUUUUCGCGUCGCCGCCCGAUUCCAAAACCAAGGAAAACUACCGAGUUUCUGAGCUUGUCAAGCACUAUAACAUCCGUGCUGUGACGGCGCAUGUACAUGAAGCAAACGAAGAUGCUAUGAACUGGUAUCUUGCGCGCGGAUUUAAGGUUGAUGGCCAUGUUGACGAUUACUACCGCCGGUUAAAGCCCUCCGGCGCGAAGAUCGUUCGGCUAGAUUUACAGUGGGACGAAGUGACUAUGAAAGAAGCUUCCCCGGAAAGCUCAGAUUCUCAAAAAGGACCUUGCGAUAACCUUGAGGAUGAGGACUGGGAGAAGGUUGAGGCAGAGGAUGGGGAUGAAGGUGACCAUGGCAUCCAGCUCUUAAGUGAGUCGCGAUUCAUUGAGAAGCCGGAGACACCCUCGCGCAAGCGUAAGGCCGAAUAA